Aphidius gifuensis is the source of this 1366-nucleotide messenger RNA. Its product is annotated as 17-beta-hydroxysteroid dehydrogenase 13-like. The transcript is spliced from 6 exons. Bases 398 to 1318 code for a protein of 306 amino acids. The record is from RefSeq and is a predicted model, not a curated record. Gene Ontology annotation, molecular function: oxidoreductase activity, acting on the CH-OH group of donors, NAD or NADP as acceptor. Gene Ontology annotation, cellular component: lipid droplet. Lineage: Eukaryota; Metazoa; Arthropoda; Insecta; Hymenoptera; Braconidae.
AUAAAUAAACAAAUAAUUAAUUGGAUAUAAUUCCCCUUUGUACGUGAUAAAUUUUGAUAAUUAGCCGAGAUCAAAUAUUCAUGACAAGUUCAUCAUCAAUAAAUAGAUAAUUUUUUUUUUUUUUUUUAAUUUAAUUAUGAUGUAAAAUUGUGAUAAAUAAACAUGGAACUGUUGAUUGAGAAUAUUGAGAUAAUUUAAAAGAAUUAAAUAAAUAAAACUGUACAUCAAUUUAAUACGUCACACAAAUAUCGUCAAUCAUUUUCAUGAAAGAACAAAGUACAAAGACAAAAAAUUAAGAAAAAAAAAAAAAAGCACAGACUACACAAUGUGAUAAUUUCCCCAACAGUAUUUUUUUUUAGAUAAAAGAUAUAAAUCAUCAUUAUUAUCAUCAAGAGAAAUGUUGCUCAAAAUAUACUCAUUAUUUAUAUUGAGUUUGGAUUUGAUAACACUAUUUUUUGGUAUUUGGUUGUCAAUAAUACUUGCAAUUUAUCGUUCAUUUAAUCCACCGUCAUUGAAAAGUCUUCAUGGCGAAAUUGCUAUGGUUGUUGGUGCUGGACGUGGUGUUGGUAGAGAAAUUGCAAUUCAACUUAGUCAAUUAGGUGCAAUUGUUGCAUGUAUUGAUAUUAAUGAAGAUAUGUGUAAUAAAACAUCAAAUAAAGCAAUACGUUAUUCUGGUCAAUCAAAAGCUUAUGCUUGUGAUGUAACAGAUAAAUUACAAGUUGAAAAUACUGUUAAAAAAAUACGUGCUGAUUUUGGUGAUGUUACAAUGGUUAUUCAUUGUUGUGGUGUACCAAGUCCACGUGUUUUAAUUAGAGAAACACCAGAAAUUCAAAAAGCCAUGGAAUUAUCAGUUAUCAGUCACUUUUGGCUGUUGGAUGCUGUAUUGCCAAGUAUGGAAAAAGCUGGACGUGGACAUAUUGUUGCUCUUUCAUCAGUUGCUGGAUUUUCUGGUGGUUCAAGUCGUGGUGGACGUGUUCAAUUAACAGCAGCACAAUUUGCUAUACAAGGAUUAACUGAAUCACUCAACAGUGAAUUACGUCAAGUUAACAGUAAUAUUGUUGUUACACUUGUUCAUAUUUAUCCAUUUAUUCUUGGUGCUGAGAUGGAAAAAGAUAUUCGUUUGAGAAUACCAAGUUAUUUUGGUACAAUGCCAGCAACAGAAGCAGCAAAAAAUAUUCUAGAUGGUGUUCGUAGAAAUUACACUGAAUUUAGUGUUCCAGGAUAUCUUCUUUAUCUUGGUCAUAUUCUCAGAAUAUUACCAAAAACAGCAUCAUUUUUGCUGCGAGAUUUUUUGGAUACUGGUGUUGAUUUUGGAUAAUGAUAUUAUAAUGAAAAUUGUUUGUGAUUUAAAGACUGACAUGAUCCA